AUGGGUUCACCGAUAACGUGCCACGUGCUCGAUGCCUCGCUGGGUAGACCGGCGAGCGGCAUCACUGCCAUCCUCUCGCGACUCUCGCACGACGGCCAGUCGGCUACCGUCAUCUCGACCGGCGAGACCAACCACGACGGUCGUAUUCCCGCACUCGUCCCCGAUUCGGCCAAGGAGGCGCUCCAGUGGUCCCAGGGCGGUACGUUUAGGAUCACAUUCAGGACAAAGGAGUACUUUGACCGCACGGGUCGUCAGAGCUUUUACCCUUUCGUCGAUGUCAACUUCACCAUCCCCGCCAACCCGGAAGGCCACUACCACGUCCCCCUCCUCCUCUCGCCCUUCAGCUACACCACCUACCGCGGCUCUUAG
Messenger RNA from Pseudozyma flocculosa PF-1, 369 nucleotides. RefSeq lists its product as uncharacterized. The transcript has 3 exons. NCBI's taxonomy places the organism in Eukaryota, Fungi, Basidiomycota, Ustilaginomycetes, Ustilaginales, Ustilaginaceae. The record is from RefSeq and is a predicted model, not a curated record. The coding region runs from base 1 to 369 and encodes 122 amino acids. Gene Ontology annotation, molecular function: hydroxyisourate hydrolase activity. Gene Ontology annotation, biological process: purine nucleobase metabolic process.